UUAUAAUAUUUGUUAAAAAUGGGUAUUACGGAAAAAAUCAAUGAGAUUAAGGACGAAAUGGCCAAGACUCAGAAAAACAAGGCCACCAAUUACCAUCUUGGUACACUGAAGGCUAAACUAGCCAAGCUGAGAUCUAUGCAGACUGAAGAGUCCAAAGGUGGCAAAGGUGCUGAAGGAGAAGGAUUUGAGGUAGAAAAACUAGGACACGCUAGAAUCGCAAUGAUCGGGUUCCCCUCUGUAGGAAAAAGUACCAUGCUUAAUGUACUCACAGAGACAGAGUCUCUCUCUGCAGCUUAUGAGUUUACUACUCUUACUUGUAUUCCAGGUUUUAUCUAUCAUAACGAAGCUAAACUCCAACUGUUGGAUCUUCCAGGUAUUAUUGAAGGUGCCGCCUCAGGUAAAGGAAGAGGAAGACAGGUCAUCGCUGUUGGUAAGUCAUCAGAUCUUAUCAUGAUGGUUCUUGAUACUCAGAAGGGAGAGGAACAGAAAGCUAAGCUUACUCUUGAGCUCGAGUCUGUUGGUAUUAGACUUAACCAGCCCAAACCUUUAAUCACAGUAAAACAGACCAAUAAGGGAGGAGUCAUGAUCAACUGUACUGUCAAAAGAACCAAAAUGGAUGAUAAGAUGAUCAAAAAUGUUCUUGCAGAGUACAAAAUGCAUAAUGCUCAUGUUGUGAUGAGAGGAGAUUACACUGUUGACGAAUUGAUCGACUCUAUUGAAGGAAAUAGACACUAUGUUAAAUGCCUUUACGUUUAUAACAAGAUAGAUACAGUCUCUAUUGAAGACGUGGACCAACUUGCCAGACUUCCAAACACAACUGUUAUUUCAUCAGGAAUGAAGCUUGGACUUGAACUCCUUAAGGAAAGAAUUUGGGAAAUGCUUGGAUUAGUCAGAGUCUACACAAAAAAGAAGGGAUCUCAACCAGAUUUGAGUGACCCUUUGAUUCUCACGAAAGGAAGAGGAGGAUACUCAGUAAAGGCUGCUAUCAAGCAAAUCCAUAAAGGUCUGUUGACCAACUUCAAGUGCGCAUAUGUAUGGGGAAAGAGUGCUAAGCAUAGUCCUCAAAAGGUGGGACUCAUCCACGAACUUGCUGAUGAAGAUGUACUCCAGAUUAUGAAAAAGGGUAAUUAG
Moneuplotes crassus is the source of this 1131-nucleotide messenger RNA. The record is from the annotation of a GenBank genome assembly. NCBI's taxonomy places the organism in Eukaryota, Ciliophora, Spirotrichea, Euplotida, Euplotidae.